AUGCGUUUAACUCUCAACAGGCGCCCUUCGGCGCGCCGCCGCCAUCAGCGGUCAAAUUUCCUGGCAUUCGCAGCUCUGGCGCCCGCUUUGGCAACUGCGAUCCAGUUCACCCCGGUCCCCGAUGUGAACCUUGACCUCUCCCAGCUUGGCAGAAUUGGUGUGGCGGGUGAUUUCAACGGCAUUUCCCUCUAUCAGUUUGAGGAACAGAACGAGAGGCCGUACAACACCAAUGGAAGCGAAUCCUUGCUUGCCCAGCUGCCCAAUGGCGCCUUUGCGUCGGUCAUAUCAACCGAUGCUUCUAUUCACGACAUGUGCACAUUUACGCUCGAAAAUGGAACGAUGCAGGGAGUGGUAAUCGGCGGUAAUUUCACGAGCUUGGAUGGCAUUCAGUCACAAGGCAUUGCCUUGUUCAACCCCAACACAUCCGAAAUCACGCCUCUGGCUGGUCUUUCAGGCCAGGUUAAUGCCCUGCUCUGCGACCAAGAGGCGAAUACAGUCUAUGUUGGAGGUAACUUCCGGAGCGCCAACUCGACCAACGCGAUUGCCUGGUAUGGCACGGAUGGCUGGACUAACCUUCCUUUUGCUGGGUUCAACGGCCCUGUUUCGUCCAUCACUAAGGCUUCUAACGGCCACAUUGUCUUUGGUGGCAGUUUCACUGGCCUCGGCAACACCAGCACCCCCAGCACUCCGGAUGGCCAGAUCAUUAACCUGUCGAGCGCCAACAUUACUUCGGCCUCGAGCACUUCUACGUCUGGCUUCAGCGAUCCCCGCAACAUCAUCUGCAAGACGGACGGAGUUGAUGGCUCGGGCAACACUUGGCUGCUGCGCGACAACUCGGCGGGUUUUUGGCAAGCCACAUUCGGCUUCGGCUUCCAGCCUACGAAGCUCAGACUCUGGAACACCCACCAGGAUGGCCGAGGAACCAAGACGUUCCGCUUCACCGCCCUCCCUCUUGGAGGUAUUCUCAACAUGACGUACCUGGACCCAGCUACGGGACAAAACGCCUCCUGCACAAGUGAGUGCCCUCUCAGCAGCAACACCAGCAUCAAGUUCCAGGAUUUCCACUUUGUCAAUCUCGUCGGCAUGAAUUCAUUCAGAAUCGAUAUUUCUGAGUUCUACGGAUCGGGCGGUGGGCUGAAUGGCAUUCAGCUGUUCGAGGAUGAUAUCAACUCUUAUGCCAUCAAUGACUUCAACGCCCCAGCUUGCUCCGAUAGUGAUACCAAGUCGUCUGCCACUGCCACCGGGCCGUGGACGACUUCCCCCUCGCUGCAGAGCAGCUCCGAGUAUCUGACUGCGAAGCUCUCCGGCAGCAUUACCGCGGACUCCGCUUCGGUCACUUUCCUUCCCGACCUCAAGGAGUCUGGCAAUUACUCCGUCAACCUAUACACGCCAGGCUGCCUACAGGACGGCACGUGCUUGACCCGAGGACAGGUGAACGUCACAGGCAUCAUGUCAUCCACUGGCAAUGAUAAGUUUACGACGUCGCUCUACCAGACAAACAACUUCGAUAAGUACGAUCAGAUUUACUUCGGAUAUAUCGAAGCAAGCUCCGCAGAUGGCUUCCGGCCGAGCGUUACUCUUACCCCGUUGGCUGGCCAGACCCUCAAUGAAAUGACCAUUGUUGCCCAACGCGUUGGGUUUACUCUUAUCAACUCUACUGGAGGACUCAACGGCCUUUUCGACUUUGAUCCUUCCAUGGCUACUCUGAACACGGACUUUAAGAGCUCCAAGAUCAACCAGCUCGGGUCAUCAUUCGCCUCUGGAUCUGCGGUUACUAGCCUGGUAACUGCUGGUGAUCUGGUCAUUGUUGGGGGCAACUUCACGUCUUCCUCUGCUCGCAACGUCAUCGGCAUUAACACUGCAAAUGAGGCCACCAUGGCGCUGGAUGGCGGCCUCAACGGUGAAGUCAAGGCCAUGAAGCUCAAUGGCACUCAACUCUAUGUCGGCGGUGUCUUCUCAAACACCCAGGACAACGCAGUUGCAGGUCUCAACAACGUAGGUGUUUACGACACCUCCGCUAAUACCUGGACUGCACUUGGCUCCGGCGUCAACGGCGAGGUCUCCCACGUGGUCCCGAUGUUCGUCAACAUUACGAAUGAGAACGAGCCCGAGUUUGUCGUCACCUUCACCGGUGACUUUAGCGAGAUCAAUGCGUUUGGCGACAACGCGGCUAUCCCCGUCUCUGGGUUCGCUGUCUGGGUUCCGUCUCAGAAGAACUGGUUGCAGAACCUCUCGGGCCCUGUCCCCGCCUUCAGUGGCAUCUUGACGACUGGUAUCUCCAACCUUCCACAUGGAGGAUCUCUUUACGCAGGAUCCAUGACUUCAGCCACCAUCAGCGCCAAUGGAGCAGUCACACUGGCUGAAAAGUUUGGCCAGUUCCCUAUCAAGAUCAAGCCCUCUUCCACGAGUUCUGGCACAAUCAGCAAACGCGACUCGGUCUCAAGUGGCAACGUUACGGGCGUGGUCACUGGUGCUUUCUACAACAACAAUAAUCGCAACAUUACCAUUCUCGGCGGCCACUUCACGGCCGAAGGCACGAACGGUACUUCCGUCAAUAACUUGGUGCUCAUUGAUGGAUCCAAAUCAAACGCGAUUACUGGCCUUGACUCCCAGAUUGAGGACAACUCAACCUUCAUUGCACUCGCCAUCACAGGGGAUCUGCUCUUCGCCGGCGGCAACGUCCGUGGCCGUGUCAAUAACAACGACGUGCGAGGCAUCAUCUCUCUCAACCUUGAAAGUGGUGCUUUGAACAGCACUCAGCCGCCCGCCAUGAGCGGCGGUAACGCAACCGUUACCUCUAUUGAGGUCCGCCCUGAUUCUGGUGAUGUUUACGUUGCUGGCUCAUUCAAUGCAGCUGGCGCGCUUGGCUGUCCGGGUGUCUGUUACUAUGACACAUCCCUCGCAGGCUGGAACCGUCCUGGUGUCAACCUUGAGGGGACCGGUCAUACGCUUAUCUGGACAAGUAAGAGCCAGCUUGUUGCCGGUGGUAACUUCACUCUCAACAGCACCUACCCGACAAUGCUUGCGAUGUACAGUCCUGAGCGUCAAGCAUGGUCCGCCUACCCUGGAGAAGAUACUUUGCCGGGUCCUGUUGAGGUCCUGACGGCUGGAUCGAGCGAUCGCAGUCAACUGUGGGCUUCUGGAACCGCAUCCAACGGCUCCAUUUACCUGAUGAAGUACGAUGGCUCCGCCUGGCACUCGGCGGGAGUCACUCUCCUUCCCGGCACCGUUGUAAACAGCCUCCAAGUCUUCUCUCUGACCACAUCUCACGACAAUACCGACAUACUGAAUUCCAACCAAGUCUUGAUGAUGACGGGGUCCCUCAACAUUCCCGGUUUUGGCACAGCUUCAGCUGCCAUCUUCAACGGCACGACCUUCCAACCGUACGCCCUCACAAUCAACAGCGGCAACACUGCCGGAUCGAUCUCAAAGAUCUUCACCGAGAACGAGGACUUCUUCUCCGACAAUGCUAGUCACUUGGCUCUCGGAUUCGUCGUUCUUAUAGGUCUCGGUAUCUCGCUCGCCCUCAUAUUCCUCCUGGUCAUCGCUGGCAUGGCUCUCGAUCGUCUGCGCAAGAAGCGCGAAGGUUACUCGCCAGCCCCGACGUCAAUGUACGACCGCGGCGGUGGUAUGAAGAAAAUUCCACCUCACGAGCUCUUUGAGUCACUUGGCAAGGGCCGGCCUGGCGCACCGACGGUCUAA
Molecule: messenger RNA, 3702 nt
Organism: Colletotrichum spaethianum
Lineage: Eukaryota; Fungi; Ascomycota; Sordariomycetes; Glomerellales; Glomerellaceae
Product: polarized growth protein rax2
Exons: 2
Coding region: 1-3702 (1233 amino acids)
Biological process (GO): positive regulation of establishment of bipolar cell polarity regulating cell shape
Cellular component (GO): plasma membrane of growing cell tip
Source: RefSeq, a predicted model, not a curated record